CGAACACAUCACUAAUAUUAAAAUUAAAAUGUGUAUGAAAGGGAUAUGCAGUGUACUAAUAUUAUGUUUAGUGGCAACUGAAUGUUUUGGUCUGUAUGAAGCAGAUUCAAAGGUAGUAAAGUUGACAAAAGAGAACUUCAAAACAUUAGUAUUAGAAUCGAAUGAGCCAUGGAUGGUUGAAUUUUAUGCACCAUGGUGUGGACAUUGUAAAGCAUUGGCUCCUGAAUAUAAUAAGGCAGCAAAAGCUUUAGAUGGAAUAGUUCAUAUUGGAGCAUUAGAUAUGACAACAGAUGGUGAAGCAGGAUAACCAUAUGGAGUAAAUGGAUAUCCAACAAUAAAAUAUUUCGGAGUUAAUAAAGGAGAUCCAAUAGCAUAUGAAGGUGAAAGAAAAAAGAAUGGAAUAGUUGAUUACUUAUUAGAUAAAGCAAGAGAAUUUGCAUUAAAUAGAUUAGGUGUAGAGGUAAAGCCAGAACCAUCAAAUGAUGAUUCAAAAGUCGUCGUAUUGACAGAUGGAAACUUCAAUGAAUAAGUGUUGAAUAGCUAAGAAGCUUGGUUUGUUGAAUUUUAUGCUCCUUGGUGUGGUCAUUGUAAAUAAUUGUAACCUGAAUGGAAUAAGUUAUCUCAUUAAGCUGAUAUCCCUAUUGCUAAAGUUGAUGCAACUGCUUAAACUGAAUUAGCAAAGAGAUUCAAUAUUGAAUCAUAUCCAACUAUUUAUUUCUUCCCUGCUGGAAAUAAAUAGGAUACUCAUAGAAAGUAUGAAGGAGAAAGAAAUGCUGCUGCAUUAUUAAAAUACAUUAAAGAAUAGAAGCCAGUUGAUGGACAAUCUUAAAAAUCAGGAUCUGAUGUUGUUCAAAUCAAUUCUGAUGAAAGAUUGAAUGAACUUUGUAAAUGUAUUAAUUUUUUCCAUUAUUUAAGAACUUUGUGUCUUAGGAUUCUUACCAUCUGAUAAAGUAGAAUAAGAAGAUGCUGUUGCAAUCUUGAAGAAGGUAUCAUUCUUAUAUUAUUCUAGACUGCCUUAUCACUUACUGGAAGAGCUAAUGUUGGUUGGUUUGUUGGAGAAUAAUUCGAUGAUUUCGAAGCUGAACUCAAUGUUAUUGGUGAAGGGUAUUAUACUCUUUAUAUUUCUUAAGAUAUCCAUAAGUUGUUGUCUUAGAUUUGAGUGCUAGAAAACACUAUAGAUUUAGAAGAUAAUUGACAGUCGAUAAUUUGAAUGAAUUUGUUAAGGGAGUCAUUAAGAAAACUGAAACUGGACAAUCAUUCUCUAAUUUACCUAAAUUGAAUCCUCAAAAAUCAGAUUUAUGAUGUAUAUUAUUAAGUCAAAAUAUUUAGACAUUCUUAAAC
Molecule: messenger RNA, 1341 nt
Organism: Paramecium sonneborni
Lineage: Eukaryota; Ciliophora; Oligohymenophorea; Peniculida; Parameciidae
Source: the annotation of a GenBank genome assembly